CCAUUUGUGUCGUCAUCACGUCUGACAACGGGAUUCAGGGAGAACAGGAAGAUCCCGACAGCGUUGAGCGUUCCUCUCCAUCUCGAUCAGGGCGAGAACACGCUCACUUUAUUUUCUCCCGAAGAUCCGGCUGAGUGGAUUCUGGACGCAGCUCCAUUUGUCGUGGACGAGUGUUUGACAAGGGCUCACGAAAGAUGUGGAAGGCAGCAGCAGGACAGUCAGUUAAGGUGACUGUAGAUGAUGGAGGUGACGACUGGGAGACUGACCCCGACUUUGAGAAUGAUUUAUCCGAGAAGGAGCAGCGCUGGGGUGCCAAGACAGUGGCUGGUUCAGGACAUCAGGGGCACAUAAAUAUCCACCAGCUGCGUGAAACCGUGUCAACAGAGCAUACAAGCUUGAAACAGCAGGAGAUGGAUAACAUGCCCAAGGCAUCGCAUGGAUAUGGAGGAAAAUUUGGGGUUCAGCAGGACCGCAUGGACAAGUCUGCUGUGGGACAUGAAUACCAGAGCAAGUUAUCCAAGCACUGCUCCCAGACUGAUAACUCGAAGGGCUUUGGAGGGAAGUAUGGAGUUCAGUCUGACCGCGUAGACCAGUCUGCGGUGGGCUUUGAGUAUGCUGGGAAAACAGAGAAACAUGCCUCACAGAAAGACUAUAACACUGGGUUUGGAGGGAAGUACGGUGUCCAGGCAGAUCGCGUUGACCGCAGCGCAGUGGGCUUUGAUUACCAAGGCAAAACGGAGAAACACGAGUCCCAGAAAGAUUAUACCAAGGGUUUUGGCGGGAAGUUUGGCGUGGAGACCGACAAAAUUGACAAGAGUGCUGUGGGCUUUGAGUACCAGGGCAAAACCGAGAGGCACGAGUCUCAGAAAGACUAUGUCAAAGGAUUUGGUGGCAAAUUCGGUGUGCAAACAGACCGACAGGAUAAAUCUGCUCUGGGGUGGGACCACCAGGAGAAACUACAGCUCCACGAGUCACAAAAAGACUAUAAACGGGGGUUUGGAGGUCAGUAUGGGGUAGAGGUGGGGAGGCAGGACCAGAGUGCCCUGGGCUAUGAGUACAAGGAGAACCUGGCCAAGCAUGAGUCACAGAAAGAUUACUCCAAAGGGUUUGGAGGAAAAUUUGGUGUCCAGAAUGACAGGAUGGAUAAGAGUGCAGGCACAUUCGAGGAUGUUGAGAAGCCCAAAUCAUCUUACCAGAAAACCAGACCUUUGGAGGCUGCUGGCAGCAGCACAGGAAGCAUUAAGGCCCAAUUUGAGAAUAUUGCCAGGCAGAAGGAGGAAGAGGACAGAAAGAGAGCUGAAGAUGAGCGGGCACGUCGACAGGCCAAGGAGAAACAGGAGCAAGAGGAGGCACGACGUAGAAUUGAACAGCAGGCCAAAGCUCCUUCUCCGGUUCCUGUUGCGGCGAGCCCGAGUCCCACUCCCAGCCCGACUCCACCGGUCCAGCCUUCUUAUUCUUCAGCAUACGAGAUUGCAGAUGAUUUUACCAGCGAAGCUGCUGAUGAGAAUGGAGAGCAGCUGUAUGAUGACCCAGAACCACAGGGUCACUACGAACAGCCGGAGUCGCUUUACCAGAGCCCGCCUGAGGGUAAGCUUCUUGAUAUAAUCUAUACCGGGGAACUUCCCGUUUCAGCUGGGGAAGAUGAGAUCUCCUUUGACCCCGAUGACAUCAUCACCAACAUUGAGAUGAUCGAUGAGGGCUGGUGGCGUGGCGUUUGCAGAGGGGCUUAUGGUCUCUUCCCCGCCAAUUACGUUGAAGUUCGGCAAUGAUGUCACCCUGCCCACAAAGGAGAGGCUGUCAACUUCGAUUUUUCUCAUGCUUUAGUCUAUUUUCUCUCCUUUUAAUUUCGGAGUGCUCCAACACUGUGCAAGACAUCUUUAAAUCAGCAUUCUUCUGCUCUGCGCCUUUUUCCAUCAACACCUCAAGUAUUUGCGUUUGCAUUUGUUUUUGUUUUUUGUUUUUACAUUGACUUCGUUCCUUUGAGUGAAGCACACUCUUACCUUAGAAUGACUCAACUCCUGGAGAAUAUGAAAGUAAAAAUUGUAGGCCAAAAAAAGUUCAAGCUUUGGCUGCAUUGAUCUCCAACAGCAAAAAAAAAAACAAAAAAACAAAACCAAAACCCUGAUGCAUUUUCCACACUUUGUAUAUCGAGAUCAAAAGGUACUGCACCCAUUAAGAUUAGUUUUACCAAAGACCUGUGUGUUCACAAAAAUGAGCAUGAGGGAAAUAUUAAGGGGGUAACUGUAUAGGAAUUACGGCCUGUCCAGUACCCCCAGCAGGGACCAAAACAAUUUGACGAUAACCCCUUGUACCUCCUUGGUCUACAUUUCCUUGCUUGUGCUGUUACUUUCAUUGCACCCAAUUUUGAUAUUGCAUAAAAACCUGAAGCUUUGUUUGUAAAUUAAUGCAGCAUACAAAUCUGUUUUAGUCCACCAUCAUUGGACACAGUCAUACAGGUUUUGAUCUUUGAGCUGUUCACUGGUUUCAGGGGACAUUCAUCUAAAUGUACACUUGGGCAAAUCACAAACUCAACACUACACGACAGCUCACUGUUGAUUAUUGUUGAUCGCAUUGAAUUGCGCAGAGAGAUCAAGUGUUAUGAUGCUUAGAGAGACGGUCGGGUUAAAAAUGUUUUAUGUUCCGUUGCGGGUUGCUGUUUUUGUUUGUUUUGGAUGUGGACACGUCUUGUGGAGUUGUAUGUGUCCAAAAUCUUGCGCCUUGUGUCUUGGCAUUAGGUGUGGCUGUGUCACUGUUCAGGAGAAUUACUAACAUGGUGACUAAACGUGUCCAGCUCAGUAAGGA
Messenger RNA from Hippocampus comes (tiger tail seahorse), 2802 nucleotides. It is a transcript of the gene cttn, whose product is annotated as cortactin. Lineage: Eukaryota; Metazoa; Chordata; Actinopteri; Syngnathiformes; Syngnathidae. Gene Ontology annotation, cellular component: site of polarized growth; actin filament; cortical actin cytoskeleton. Gene Ontology annotation, biological process: regulation of actin filament polymerization; cell migration. Gene Ontology annotation, molecular function: actin filament binding. The coding region runs from base 195 to 1769 and encodes 524 amino acids. The record is from RefSeq and is a predicted model, not a curated record. The transcript is spliced from 15 exons.